Psammomys obesus (fat sand rat) is the source of this 1288-nucleotide messenger RNA. RefSeq names its product glutaredoxin (gene Glrx). The record is from RefSeq and is a predicted model, not a curated record. Lineage: Eukaryota; Metazoa; Chordata; Mammalia; Rodentia; Muridae. The transcript is spliced from 3 exons. Bases 99 to 419 code for a protein of 106 amino acids.
AGAGCUGCUGGCAAAGCCGCGUUUUCCAGGUUUUCCAGCGGACAGUACCUUCAGCUGAACGCUGAAGGCUCCUCCUGGGGAAGCAGCAGCCUGUCAGCAUGGCUCAGGAGUUUGUGAACUGCAAGAUCCACCCCGGGAAGGUGGUCGUGUUCAUCAAGCCCAGCUGCCCCUACUGCAGAAAGACCCAAGAAAUUCUCAGCCAGCUGCCUUUCAAGCAAGGGCUUCUGGAAUUCGUGGAUAUCACAGCUACCAACAACACCACUGAGAUUCAAGAUUAUUUACAACAGCUCACAGGAGCGAGAACCGUCCCUCGGGUCUUCAUUGGUAAAGACUGCAUAGGUGGAUGCAGCGAUCUGGUCGCCAUGCAGCAGAAUGGGGAGCUGAUGACCAGGCUGAAGCAGAUUGGAGCUCUCCAGUAAUCGAGGGGGUGGCAGACCUCAUCUGAGAGCAGCUGUCCAGCCAUGCUGAUGGCUGAUGCCCCCGAGAGCCGACCUACAUCAGAGAGCACAUCAGUAUUUCCUGGUGACUUGGAUUCUGAACAAAAACAGCGUUUAUUUCUCCUUUUCCUCAGUGUUAAAACUGUUGCAAUUUGCCUUUUAACCAUGGGGCCAAGAAGCUUAGUAGACCACACUGGUUUGGUUAUCCAUUCUUCAUGUGCCAGCAUGUCUCUACCUCUAAGCUCAGGCUUUUCAACCAAGUUUAUCUAAAUCUCCAGUGAACCUGUUGCUGGUUUUCUGCUCCUGCUGGUCAGCUGAAAUAAUUUUGAAGACCUCUGCUUUGUAAACUAUUAUCAAAUCAAUGGGACUGUACAUUUGUUUUCCAGUCACACCCAUGCACUUCCCCCCUGCAUGCACGCACCCAUCCCACUUCAGCAGUCACGGCUCUGAGGCAGUUGUGCAAGGAUGCUGUUUGAGAAAUCAGAUGAAGAACAACUGAGCAUAGGUGGUCACUGUGGCCACACCGACAGACAGCCCAGCAGAUGGCUCAUUCAGCUGUCAGUAAAGACUGCUGCCCAGAAAAUCCCAAGCAGCUGUGCUAUGCUGUGUGUUGAUCCCAGCUGGACUACAAAAUUAAAUAUGAAAUGCAGAAUUGCAGAACCCUCCUUCCAAGAAUGCCUGUGAGAAGUCGUUUUCAAAACACUGUCCCAAAUAAUUUCUUCCAUUCAUACUUUGACAUUUUGCUUUGAUGUCUUGAUAUGAUGUUCAGUUGUGGUGGGGCUGCAGGUCCCUUCUCUGGUCUUCAGUGAGAAGGGCUCAUUCCUAAUAAAGAUGUAUCUGUAGAUGACAAA